CAUCUUAUGAGCUAUAAGCUGUCUUUGACAUUGCUUGUUUUCAAACUUGCUACCUGUCACUAUGACCCUCCUGAGAACAAACUCCGUGAUUUCAGUCCGCAAGCGAACCAUCCCUCCUCAGAACAAGUUACCUAAAACAUUUUGUUGACUCUGGCUUCAGUGACCUUACCAAGAUGAUCUGGAUUUGAACUAUUAUGUAUGUACAAAGUACUCACCCAGUGCAUUGCAGGUUUAACUGGAGAGAAGACCAUAUACCGGAGGCGAGCAGAGAAAGAGCCAGAAAUGGGAACACCACAAACAAAACAAAAACGACUUAAACUCGUGAUAGAUGUUUCUGGCAGUAUGUAUAGGUUCAACAAUUAUGAUGGUAGGCUUGAUCGUGAGAUGGAAGCAGUGGUGUUGGUAAUGGAAGCAUUCCAAGGCCAUGAAGGCAGAAUCCAAUAUGAUAUAGUUGGACAUUCAGGCGAGAGCCACAACAUAACAUUCAUAGACCACAAAAAUCCACCUGCUGACAACAAACAACGAUUAGACAUCAUCAAGACAAUGCAUGCCCAUUCACAAUUCUGCGUGUCAGGUGACAACACCCUAGAAGCCACACAGUCUGCAAUAGCCUCUCUAAGCCAAGAGGACUGUGACGAAGCAAUUGUGGUUAUACUGUCUGAUGCAAAUCUGGAGCGUUAUGGCAUUCCUCCAGAGAUGUUUGCAAGAGCAAUGAAUUCAAAUCCAAGAGUCAAUGCAUAUGCCAUCUUUAUUGGCUCAUUAGGAGAUCAGGCAUCAAGAUUAACAAGCAAGCUGCCAGCUGGGCGAUCAUUUGUAUGCCUUGACUUAAAGAACAUCCCACAGAUUCUGCAGCAGAUUUUUGCGGCUUCAGUUCUCAAUACUCAGUGAUCACAGUCCUUUCAUAGUGUCCAUUCUUACUAUACAGAAUUGUACUUCACAAUUUAAAUAUUAUAGUUUGUAAUUAUGAUUCCAUGUAAUAUAUGAGAAUACAAGACCUCAACCUAAUAAUUCUAGAUUGCAGCAGUGACAGCAAGAGAAUGAUGGUCUUGAUGUAAUGGUUUGUGUUCUCUGGAUAUUGAUUUCAGUAAGCUGAAUAGUGACAUAUAACCUGAAAGUCUAGUAUGCAGAAUAAGCCAGCUAGUAGUCUCUUCAAUUCUCUAACUCAUUUCAAACCUUUCCUUCAUGUGCAUUCUUUCUGAUAUGUGAUAUGUACUUUCAGAUAUCUUUCAGGUUAUGGACAUAUAUUAAUAAUAUGACAGGUGUUUUAAUAAUAAUAAUAAUAAUAAUAAUAAUAAAAUCAAAUCCUUAUUUAUUUGCAUGCCAACUCAACAGCCCAAGGGCCUACAAAGUGAGGAGUGAAAGAAAGGAAACAAUGAUGAUUAUAAAAUAACUUUGAUUUUUCAUUUAGAAGCUAAAAUGAAAAUAAUAAUAAUAAUAACAACAAAAUUUGAGUAACAAUUUAGAAGUGAUAAAGUAAUGAUCAUAAUAAUUAUGUCCACUUACUGCAGUGUUUGACGACAGCCAAAAGACAAUUACAGGCAAGCACUGGAGAAAGAAAACACAUUAAUACAGAAGUAGUGAACAACCAAAAACAAAGAUGAAGAGAAAUAAGAACAUUAUGACUAACAACUACAUAUCACAAGAACAUUAUUAACAAUUUUAGGCACAAGAUUAUAAAAUAUGUGAGAAACCUUUCCAAUUGGAAGUAUGUCGAGAUCUUUACCCAUCGCGUUGGCAGCAUAGGCGCACCGGGCA
Molecule: messenger RNA, 1755 nt
Organism: Cryptotermes secundus
Lineage: Eukaryota; Metazoa; Arthropoda; Insecta; Blattodea; Kalotermitidae
Product: von Willebrand factor A domain-containing protein 8
Exons: 4
Coding region: 199-888 (229 amino acids)
Cellular component (GO): cytoplasm
Source: RefSeq, a predicted model, not a curated record